AUGUCUGGAAUCAGUAAAGCUUGUUGCUCUAUCCCUCCCGUCGUGACCAAGGGCUACCAAGCCAAAGGCACCUAUCAGACCAUCAAUGGCAUGAAAACCUAUGUUACUGGGCCCGAGUCGGCGACUAAGGCUAUCCUGGUAGUAUACGACAUCUUUGGCUUCUUUGAGCAAACCCUCCAGGGUGCCGACAUUCUGUCCACCUCCAAUGAGAACAAGUACCGGGUCUUCAUGCCGGACUUUUUCGACGGCAAGCCCGCUGAUAUCUCCUGGUACCCUCCAUCUACCGAUGAGCACAAGCAGAAGCUCGGUGACUUUUUCAACAACCAGGCCGCUCCCCCCAAGACCUUGUCCCGCAUCCCAGACGUCGUUGCCGAGGCCAACAAGCAGGCGCCCGGAGGUGCCUUCUCAUCAUGGUCGAUCUUGGGCUUCUGCUGGGGCGGCAAGAUUGCUGCACUGUCCGUCGGGGCGGAUAACAGGUUGUUCAAGGCCGGUGCUCAGGCGCACCCGGCCAUGGUCGACCCCAACGAUGCCAAGGAGGUCUCUGUUCCUUUCGCCGUGCUGGCCUCCAAGGAUGAACCUGCAAAGGAUGUGAAGGCCUUUGAGGAGAACCUGAAGGUCCCCAAGCUGGUGGAGACUUUCCCAACUCAAAUCCAUGGCUUCAUGGCGGCUCGCUCGAACUUGGAGGAUCCCGAGGUUCGGAAGGAGUACGAGCGUGGCUACAAACUGGUGCUGGAAUUCUUCCACCAGCACGCAUAA
Molecule: messenger RNA, 756 nt
Organism: Penicillium diatomitis
Lineage: Eukaryota; Fungi; Ascomycota; Eurotiomycetes; Eurotiales; Aspergillaceae
Product: dienelactone hydrolase family protein
Exons: 4
Coding region: 1-756 (251 amino acids)
Molecular function (GO): hydrolase activity
Source: RefSeq, a predicted model, not a curated record